AUGUAUUUAGGAAGGCAAAUAAAGAUUCAAUUAGAUGCACUAAAACCACUGAAAUUAACAUCAACCAAAUCGACAAUAACAUCGGCAAGAAAAUUAAGUGAGGGAGACCGAGUGCAAGCGCGAUACUACACAGCCAACAAAUCGAUUUGGAAAUUCGGUGUGGUAGCUAAGAAGCUAGGUAAUCUUCAUUAUAUAAUCAAGCUUGACAAUGGAUUUGUCUUCAAACGCCACAUAAACCAGCUCCGUUUAUCUAAUACGCCAAUUCCAAAGACUGUGGAAAAUUCACCUUCCGAUUCGCCUUCAAACAACACUCAACAAAUGGGUAUACCAUUUUUCCAGCAACCAGUAAUAAGCUCAUACGUACCACCAGAUGGAAGCGAAGUUCCUCCAGAUUUGGAAUGCACAGAUCCUACAACAUCAUCUUCAGCAUCGCCCUCAAGGAACGGACAACAUACCGAAGAGCUGUCAAACUCCAAUGAAGAGUCUGAAGUUGCAGACACCCCAAGUCGUCGAACAUCUGCAAGGCAACGUAGACCCCCCCAGUAUUUUGGCGAUUAUAUUCGACAUUAA
Molecule: messenger RNA, 570 nt
Organism: Musca domestica (house fly)
Lineage: Eukaryota; Metazoa; Arthropoda; Insecta; Diptera; Muscidae
Exons: 1
Coding region: 1-570 (189 amino acids)
Source: RefSeq, a predicted model, not a curated record